UCUUGAUGUCUCCUAAAUUUCCGAUCUUGCGUCUUCCUCGGUUAUUCUGUAAAACCAUUAAAGCCAAAUACAUGGAGUCUGAAGGCUAAAGGUGCUCACGGCCGCUGUGCCAAAGGGGGGCUUUUGGAUGUCUGCUUGAAAUCCGUAACGUGGUGUGAUGUAAAAGUUCAGCUUGUAUCGAGUAUGUGCGCUGCGGGAAUGAUGAGGCACUGUCGGACCGCAUUUGUGAGACGAGAGGUUAUCUUCGUAUCUUGCUAGCCCCGAGUCCUGCGUCUCGCCUGCUCUCCUCUCCUCUCCUGCUUUCGCCGUAGCCCCCCUCCCUCCCGCGAGUCUCCGAAAACAUCGCCGCGGCAGAGUGCGCUUUUGCAGAGGGACUACUCCUCACAGCUGCGUCAUUUGAACAGAAUCGCGCGCCUCGCUCCUCCUCUUUGAAUUACUCACUGAGCCUCCAGCUAAAAUCCGAGAGACACUCUCUGGGAGUCGGGCCAGUCUGGCGGUCCGUGGCACCUCCGGACUCUCUGACAGAGCCGCGAGUGCGCUGCUGCCCAUUUGGACUCGACAACGGACGGGAAAUCGGCGGAGUAAAGAUCGAAGAAAGAGACUCAGACCUGUGGAGUGCAGAGCCACGAGCUGGCGGGACCUCACGCUGGAAAUCUAGAGGGUUCGGACCCCGUAUCGUGACCUGUGGAGCGUGGACUUGUCACUUCGGACUUGGGAUCCAUCAGCACCGAGUUCUCUUUGUGGCUCAUUCGAAGGCUUGCUGGCAUGGAGCGCUGGGAUCUGGUGAUUUGAGCUCGGGGCUAUAAAGCACACCCCCCACCUCCCCUACACAACCCGCCCCCCACCCCAGAUCCUGGAACGGCAGCACACUAACGGGCGCUUUUCUGCACUGAGGCGAGACCACCGUGCAGCUGCGCCGGGAUGUUCUCAUUGGCGAGGCGAGCCGUAGCGUCUCCGCCGUCGCUGCUGCUGCUGCAAGGCGCUCCAAGAAUGAGGGGGGACAGGUGAGCGCUGCGCCUCGGAUAUCGUGACACCUGCAGCCGCGCCUUGGGAUUUCUACUUGAUUCUUCUCACUUUUAAGAAGGAUGCUGUUGCGAGGCCUCACUUAGUGGAUGAGUUUCUAGUGUGCGGGAGUUCGGGGGCUGGUGAGGAUGCAGGCGGGCCCGAGAGCGCUGUGUGCGGCCACCGGAGCGUCCCUUUGCUGCCUUUGCCUGCUCUGGCUAAUCUACGCUCAUUGGUUACGAGAAGGUCAGCUGGCGGUGGGGACAUGUGAAAUCAUCACUCUGAACAGAGACAGCAGUCAGCCAAGAAGGAUGAUUGCCAGGCAGACAGCCCGCUGUGCCUGCCGAAGAGGGCAGAUAGCGGGGACCACUCGGUCAAGACCUGCCUGUGUGGAUGCUCGAAUCGUUAAAAGCCGGCAGUGGUGUGAGAUGACGCCCUGCUCAGAAGGAGAGAUCUGCAGUCUGCUGUUCAACAGGUCUGGCUGGACGUGCAGCAAAGGAGGAGGAAGGAUGAAGACGGUCACGCCUCUACCCAAGGAGCCAUCUUAAGCUGCUGAGGGGAGGUUUCCUGACCACACGAAGACAGAUGGAGGCACUCAUCACACACAGCAUCACAUCUUCACACACCUGAAUCCUGAAUCUUGACCGCAUGGGAAGGACUUCAUCUGGCUGGAGCUCAGGCCCCAUCACAGUCCCACUGCUCAACGCUUUGGACAGAGGCAGCAGUGGAAUGGACCUGCCCAGCUCUGCCCAGUGGAGGAAUCACUGAGGAAGCUCAGUUUAUGCAGACUGUGGAGCAAUGAAUGGUCAGCAAGUCCGAGUUGCUCACAAGAGUGCCCCCUCCUGGUUUGUUGUGGACUGAGUUGGCUGCACGCACCACACUGGCACAAAGAAAGACAUUCAGUUGGGCUGUAGAACUGAACAUUUUUUCUGAAGCAGAUGCAGCUCUUACUCCUCAAU
Molecule: messenger RNA, 1961 nt
Organism: Polypterus senegalus (gray bichir)
Lineage: Eukaryota; Metazoa; Chordata; Cladistia; Polypteriformes; Polypteridae
Product: chemokine-like protein TAFA-5
Exons: 5
Coding region: 1152-1550 (132 amino acids)
Source: RefSeq, a predicted model, not a curated record